AUGGGCCGGGCAGGGAGCCCCCAGGGUCCCCAGCGCCCCGCUGGGCUUUCGAGGAACCCAGGGGCGGGUCCUGGUCGCUGCGCAGAGGCGAGGCAGGGUGGAGGGGAAGGGAGGGUACCAGGUUCCCGGAAGGAGCGGGGUGAGGGCGACCAGGGCCGGACCAGCGCGGCAUCCCCCAGGACAGCUGCUGGCUCCCCCAGGACAGCGCGCGGCGACGCCCACGCGCACACAUGCGGACACAAAGACCCGCGCGCCCACGCUCCGCCCUGCGGCUCCAGGCGGCCUCGCUGCCCCGGUUGCACGCACACCGUCCACCUGCACACACCCCGGACUCCCGGGAACACCGGACCUUCAGGGCCAUGCGCGCCGGGCCAAGGCCCCCAGAGGCCCACACACAUGUGUGCACACACUCACGUCCACGCACACCCAGAUCACGGGGCCACCGCGCAGCGCCCGCCGCCCAGACAUCGCACACCCCGCCACUCGCUCCCACCGCCUCCCCGCGUCUUCACGCCGACGCCUCGGAGCGUGACGGGCGGCGGGCGGGACGCACGGCCUCAGGACUCCCGGAGGUGGGCCCCUUCCCGGCCGGUCUCCCCCCGCGCGCCCCAGUCCGGGAGCCGGGCCUGCGGCCCCCCGCCGUCCCGCACACCCUCCCCGCGCCCGCCCGGUCCGCCCCGCACUCACUGUCCGCCACGCUGCGGCUGCGGCUGCGGUCCGGGCUCCCGCGCGGCCUCGCCGGUGCCGGCGGGGCCGCGGAGGCGGCGGCAGGGGCGGAGCGGGCGGGCGCUGGUGCUGAGACCCCACUCCUGCCGCCAGAAGCCCCCCUCCUCCUGCGUUUAA
This is a messenger RNA of Rangifer tarandus platyrhynchus (Svalbard reindeer), 843 nucleotides long. The record is from the annotation of a GenBank genome assembly. Lineage: Eukaryota; Metazoa; Chordata; Mammalia; Artiodactyla; Cervidae.